CAAGAGGUGCCCUCUAUCAUAUAUGAAACGUUCAUCCCUUUCACAGAACUCCUGUUCUUUCCCAGGGAGUCCGCCAUUGUUGGUGCACGUAUAUUUCUGACCAGGCCAACGGAUAUCGGACAACAUCCAAAAUGACCGAGUGUCACCUGGGUUUGGAAAAAUUGAAAACUGGCGGAUUACUUGGGAUUGCGCAACUCCCUUCGAAGACAAAUUUUGAGGCUCGCGAUGGAUAUGCCGGGGUUAAAAUCUCUGAAGAUUCUACAAAAAUUCUGGCGAAACAUUCCUGAAAAUUUUACGGCACAAAGGUUCAAAGUUACCUAUAUUAAAAGUUCAAAUAUGUUUCGUCUCUUGUUCAAGAGGCAACGUGUCAUGGAGCUUUGUAAGGCUCUUGAUACGAACCAGCAUGUUCUCGGAACAUCGUGAGUCUUCAAGAAAAGUUCUCGACGGUUUCUAGUGAAUUGAAAAACUUACGAAAACGAUUUUAAAUCAUUGUACAGAAAAACCUAAUAUACUACAUAUAGGAAAUGAGGAAAUUGUGACACUCGAGGGGGGCAGAAAUCAUUCUAACACAAAAUGCUGUCCAAAUAAAUAUCCAUAAGAAUAUAUUUCUUAUUAUAAUAAAUAAAUAAAUAAUUAAAGAUGUUUGAAGCACAUAGUAUUAAUGCUGAACAUAAAGAUUUAAUUCAUGAUAUUGCUUAUGACUUUUAUGGACAACGAAUGGCAACAUGUUCUAGUGAUCAAUUUGUAAAAGUCUGGGAUGAAGAUGAACAUGGAAAUUGGCAUUUAACUGCAUCUUGGAAAGCACACAGUGGAUCUGUAUUUAAAGUAACAUGGGCACAUCCAGAAUUUGGUCAAGUUUUAGCAACAUGUUCUUUUGAUAGGACAGCAGCUGUAUGGGAAGAGAUAGUUGGAGAAGGAUCAGGACCAGGAGAACGUGGUAUGAGACAUUGGGUUCGAAGAACAAAUCUAGUAGAUUCUAGAAAGACUGUUACAGAUGUAAAAUUUGCACCUAAAACUUUAGGACUUUUAUUAGCUACUUGUAGUGAAGAUGGAGUAAUUAGAAUAUAUGAAGCUCCUGAUGUUAUGAAUUUAAGUCAAUGGACCCUACAACAUGACAUUAGUUGUAAACUUCAAUGUAGCUGUUUAUCAUGGAAUCCAUCUCUUUCAAGAUUACAUCCUCCAAUGAUAGCAGUUGGAAGUGAUGAUCCAAAUCCAUCAUCUGAAGGAAAAGUUUUUAUAUAUGAAUAUUCUGAAAGUAGUAGACGAUGGACAAAAACACAAACAUUAUCCAUUGUUGAUCCUGUUCAUGAUAUUGCAUUUGCUCCAAAUUUAGGUAGAAGUUUUCACACAUUGGCUAUUGCAUCAAAUGAUGUACAAAUAAUUACAUUAAAACCUACACUGGAUAGUGCACAAAGUGGUUCAUCACGUUUUGAAAUUAAUAUAGCAGCACAGUUUUCUGAUCAUAAUCCUACUGUAUGGCGAGUAUGUUGGAAUAUUAUGGGAACUAUUUUAGCAAGUUCAGGAGAUGAUGGUUGUGUUCGAUUAUGGAAAGAUAAUUAUAUUAACAAUUGGAAAUGCGUUGCUGUUUUGAAAGGUGAUGGCACCUCUGCUCAAAGUGCUGAAACUUCUAUAGCAGCAACACCGCCUAAUCAUUCAACAGGAAUACAACAAACAUCUUCUACAACAAGGUACUACAAAUUGGGUUCCAUCAGUCAUCCAAACCAAGUGCCUUGGCAUUAGAGAAAAUGAUUUAUUUUUUAACAUACUUAAUAAUUUUAUUAUUUCAUAUAAUGUCAGAAAUUUUGGAAAAUAUUGGAUUUAUAUUUAUAUAAUAACUAUUAUUAUUUUUGAACAAAUAUUUUGUAUUUUUAAUAGUUAAAUCAAUUAAAUAAUAUACUAAACAAUUAUAAUUUCAUAGCAUUGCAUCUUAUUUUAUUCUUUUAGUAAUUUGUAUUUUUUUGUUAAAUAAUAUAAUUAUAAAGUAAGUGUUCUACUA
Molecule: messenger RNA, 1996 nt
Organism: Apis florea (little honeybee)
Lineage: Eukaryota; Metazoa; Arthropoda; Insecta; Hymenoptera; Apidae
Gene: Nup44A
Product: nuclear pore complex protein Nup44A
Biological process (GO): cellular response to amino acid starvation; positive regulation of TORC1 signaling
Cellular component (GO): nuclear pore outer ring; Seh1-associated complex
Molecular function (GO): protein binding; structural molecule activity
Source: RefSeq, a predicted model, not a curated record